This is a messenger RNA of Acomys russatus (golden spiny mouse), 2795 nucleotides long. RefSeq names its product dishevelled binding antagonist of beta catenin 1 (gene Dact1). The record is from RefSeq and is a predicted model, not a curated record. Lineage: Eukaryota; Metazoa; Chordata; Mammalia; Rodentia; Muridae. Gene Ontology annotation, biological process: negative regulation of canonical Wnt signaling pathway; negative regulation of JNK cascade; regulation of Wnt signaling pathway, planar cell polarity pathway. The coding region runs from base 1 to 2424 and encodes 807 amino acids. The transcript has 4 exons. Gene Ontology annotation, cellular component: cytoplasm.
AUGAAGCCGGACGCCGCUCGCGAGCCCGAGCCGCCGACCCCCGGACGGGGCCCAGAGCCCGAGGGGCGCUGGCGGGAGAGGGGCGAGGCGGACUCGGAGCGGCAACGCACCCGCGAGCGCCAAGAGGCCACGCUGGCGGGGCUGGCGGAGCUGGGGUACCUGCGACAACGCCAGGAGCUGCUGGUGCGCGGAGCGCUGCGCUGCUCCGGGGCGGUGGGGACCACCGCGCCCCGCACCGGGGAGCUGCGGGGGGAUGCGGUGCAGCGCAGCCGCCUGGAGGAGAAGUUCCUGGAGGAGAACAUCUUGCUGCUGAGGAGGCAGUUGAAUUGUUUGAGGAGAAGAGACGCUGGUUUGCUGAAUCAGUUGCAGGAACUUGACAAGCAGAUAAGUGACCUGAGACUGGAUGUUGAGAAGACGUCUGAGGAGCGCCUGGAGGCAGACAGUCGGCCCAGCUCAGGGUUUUAUGAGCUGAGUGAUGGGGCUUCGGGGUCCCUGUCUAACUCCUCCAACUCCGUGUUCAGCGAGUGUCUGUCCGGUUGCCAUUCCAGCACCUGCUUUUGCAGCCCAUUAGAGUCAGCCUUGACUGUCUCAGACGGUUGCCCCAAGUCUGCAGAUCUCAUAGGAUGGUUGGAAUGUAAAGGCGGCCACUUUGAAGACCAGGCCUCAGGGGCAAUUUGCAGUUCCCCCUCUACACAAUUUAAUUCCCUUGAUGUCAUUGCAGAUGUGAAUCCUAAAUACCAGUGUGAUCUUGUGUCUAAAAACGGGAAUGACGUAUAUCGCUAUCCCAGUCCACUUCAUGCUGUCGCUGUGCAGAGCCCAAUGUUUCUCCUUUGUCUGACGGGCAACUCUCUGAGGGAAGAGGAGGGGCUUGGGAACCAUGCCGCCGACAUUUGCCUCGGAUCUGAACUGAAUGCCGCCAAAACAGAAACUUCCCUGCCAUCUCCGAGCAGUUUGUGGUCAGCCUCUCACCCUUCAUCCAGUAAGAAAAUGGACGGCUACAUUCUGAGCCUGGUCCAGAAGAAAACACACCCUGUAAGGACCAAUAAACCUAGAACCAGUGUGAACGCUGAUCCUACCAAGGUGCUUUUGAGGAAUGGAAGUGUGUGUGUCAGGGCCCCUGGAGGUGUCCCCCAGGGCACUGGUGUGACCCUCAAGAAUACGAAACAGAUGUGUUUGCCCACCGGGGGAAUACCUUCUUUGGAAAACGGGCCGUUCUCCCCACCUAAGCAGAAGGCAAAAGACUCAAAGACGGAGCAGUUAGAAAGCAAGAGGCUGGCUCUGGCGGAGGGCUGUUCAGCAGGCGCUGCCGUGGAACCCCAAAACAAGCAUCUGUCCAAACCCGCCAAGGCAGCAUCGCAAGAGCUUGCAAGGUGUCCGGCCGGGCUCGGGGAAUCCAUGAAGGACAGCAACCAAGUCUCGGCUGGUUCUCCUAAAGCAAGUCCCGGCAGAAGCCCUGUUGCUCUGGCGGAGGGCAAAGCCCUGCAGCCCCAGAAAAAGAUGCCACCGAAGAGCGGCCCACAGGCCUUGGACUUCAAAAGCGAGGGCUCCUCUCAAAGCCUGGAGGAAGGGCAUCUGGUGAAAGCUCAGUUCAUCCCAGCGCAGCAGCAGGCAGGCGCCAGGCAGCAUCGUGCACACAGGAACCCGGGGAUCGCAAGGAGCGCCACCUUGAAGGUCCGAGGCCCGGCGGCCCCGGAGCACGGCCUGCCCACCGUCAGGGAGAAAACACGGGCUGCAAGCAAGAAGUGCCGUUUUCCCGACGACUCGGAUACAAAUAAGAAACUCAGGAAAGCCUCCUCCAAAGGCCGGCGCGGAGGCGGUCCACCCGACCCAGGCUUUCCCGGCAGGACCCUAGGCGCCGGCGGCCAUAGGGCGGGCAGCAGGGCGCACGCGCACGGACGGGAGCCGGUGGUGGCCAAACCUAAACACAAGCGAACCGACUACCGCCGGUGGAAGUCGUCGGCAGAGGUCUCCUACGAGGAGGCCAUGCGGCGGGCGCGGCGAGCCCGCCGGGAGCACGCGGCCGCCUACCCAGUGGCCAUGGCACUACCUUACCCGAGUCCCUACGCCUACGUAGCCAGCGACUCGGAGUACUCGGCCGAGUGCGAAUCGCUCUUCCACUCCACCGUGGUGGACACCAGCGAGGACGAACAGAGCAACUACACCACCAACUGCUUCGGCGACAGCGAGUCCAGCGUGAGCGAGGGCGAGUUCGUGGGUGAGAGCACCACCACCAGCGACUCCGAGGAGAGCGGGGGUUUAAUCUGGUCCCAGUUUGUCCAGACUCUUCCAAUUCAAACGGUCACGGCCCCAGACCUUCACACCCGUCCCACAAAAACCUUUGUCAAAAUUAAGGCUUCACACAACCUCAAGAAGAAGAUCCUCCGCUUCCGGUCUGGCUCUUUGAAACUGAUGACGACCGUUUGAGUAGUUCAAGUAGCAAGCAAGAGUCUUCCCCUCCCUCUAAGUCUCUGAAAAAAGAAGAAAAAGGUGUUGUCUUAAUCUUUGCGUCAUACUUAAAAGGGAUACUUUCCUUUUAUUAAGCUAAACCCAAGAUAAAUUAUGUCUCAUCGUCAUGUAUGGACGCUAGUGCCUUUAAUGGAAGGUGAAGGAUGUAUCGCUAGUUAGAAAUCAAUAUUGAGGUCUUAAUGGCGGUUAUAGCGAAUGGAUUUUGAUUAUCAGCUGUUUUGUUCGAGCGUCUGGCAAAGUACAGGUUUAUGAUGUUCAGGUUUUAUUUGGAUGAGACCUUUUGUUUCCAAGGUCAGUGGAUGGAAUUUUUAAGAGGUGAACUCACUCCU